AUGACACCUCCACCUAAGCCUCCCCGUGUUGAAGUCAACAACCUCUCAUACACUUUUCCCGACUACUCGACUGGUGUCAACAACAUCACUUUGGAUCUCCCUCCGCGGUCUCGUACCCUUCUGAUCGGUGCUAAUGGAGCUGGUAAGACAACUCUGCUUCGUCUUCUUGCCGGCAAACGUCUUGCGCCCAGUGACACCAUCUCUAUUUGCGGUGUAGAUCCUUUCAAAGAGGGUCUUGAGGGUGUCACUUAUCUUGGUCUGGAAUGGGUUCUCAACCCCAUUGUUCGAACCGACAUCGGCGUCAAUGAGUUGCUCCGCUCUGUUGGUGGCGAUGCAUACCCUGAUCGACGAGACGAGCUCGUCGCGAUGCUUGACGUCGACACUAAUUGGCGUAUGCAUGCUGUUUCAGAUGGUGAGCGCCGCCGAGUCCAGCUUGCCAUGGGUCUACUGAGGCCGUGGACGGUUCUACUCCUCGAUGAGAUCACUGUCGACCUCGACGUUCUGAGCCGUGCCGAGUUUCUAGCCUGGCUCAAGCGUGAGACGGAGAUUCGAGAAUGCACCAUCGUCUACGCCACUCAUAUUCUGGAUAACCUUGCCGGUUGGCCGACUCAUCUUGCCCAUAUGCACCUUGGUACUGUCAAGGAGUGGGACGAGGCUGACAAGAUGCUCGCCACCAUCGAUGGUACUGUGGGUGCCUCUGGCAAUAGCCGUCUCGGAGAGCUCGUCCUGAGCUGGCUUCGAGAGGACUUGAAGGAGCGAGGGCCACGGAGCAACAUGAAACGUGGCCCUGAAGGCAAGACCUACGGGUUUGGAGGCAUCCAGAUCGGUGGUUAUGGCGACGAGUCGAAGCAGCGUGAAGCCUAG
Messenger RNA from Fusarium tjaetaba, 864 nucleotides. RefSeq names its product ATP-binding protein cassette (ABC) transporter. The record is from RefSeq and is a predicted model, not a curated record. The transcript has a single exon. Gene Ontology annotation, molecular function: ATP binding; ATP hydrolysis activity. Lineage: Eukaryota; Fungi; Ascomycota; Sordariomycetes; Hypocreales; Nectriaceae. The coding region runs from base 1 to 864 and encodes 287 amino acids.